This is a messenger RNA of Laetiporus sulphureus 93-53, 2146 nucleotides long. RefSeq lists its product as uncharacterized. The record is from RefSeq and is a predicted model, not a curated record. The transcript is spliced from 8 exons. NCBI's taxonomy places the organism in Eukaryota, Fungi, Basidiomycota, Agaricomycetes, Polyporales, Laetiporaceae. Gene Ontology annotation, biological process: attachment of mitotic spindle microtubules to kinetochore. The coding region runs from base 58 to 1992 and encodes 644 amino acids. Gene Ontology annotation, cellular component: Ndc80 complex.
AACUGCACAAUCAUCUCACCGCCAGCGCACUGACCCGCCUUUUCUAGUUCCUUCAACAUGAUGGGAGACCGUAAGCGUCGCUCCAUGAUGCCACCACCAACGGAUCUGUACCCCAGCGGGCGCUCCAAUAUCCCCAUGCCAGCCACUGCAAAGAAGCCUCGCCAGACAGGGCGCAUGUCGAUGGCUGGCCCAGCUCUGAGAGGGCCACACCAAGUCACGUCACAGAUACCCGGUACCAACCCACGUCAUUCGAUGUUGAAGUCUCAGAAUGUGAACCCCCUUCUUCAAAGCGUGAGCAAAUCUCAAUACGGCCGUACUCCAUCACAUAGUACGCGAAGAGUGUCGACAUGGGGUGGACAAGGCGGCCCCCUUAUAGGCAGCCAAGGAUCUAUCAAAGACAGCCGUCCGCUCAGAGAGCGGCCAUACCAAGCCAAAAUGCGGCAGGAGGUCGUGACGUGGUUGACCAGCAACGGCUGCGAUGUCUCUUCUCAGAUAUUGCAAAAUAUCACAAGCAAGGAUUUCCGCGUGGUGUUCCAGCAUCUAGUCUGCAUCGUCGAUCCUGAAUGGUCAUUCAAUCCAGAUCAAAGAUUUGAGGAGCAAUUCAUGCAUCUGUUACGGGAGUUCCAUUAUUCUUAUUUUGGACAGCUGGACAUUAAGACCCUGGCAACCCCCGGCGCGAUGCACACAUGGCCGUUGCUAUUGGGUGUGCUGCAUUGGCUAUCAGAACUCGGUAAAGAGCGUCUGCAUUAUCUCGAUAGCCAAGAUCCAACCUUGCAGGACUCAUCACUGAUACCCAAUGAAUUCGAUGAUAUCGAUCACCACCAAGCACUCGCUAUCGAUCAUUAUGCACGCGCAUAUCAAGUCUUCCUCGAUGGCAAAGAUGUCUUUCCCGAUCAGGAACGGAUUCUAGAGGAUCGUUAUGCGCGCAAGGACGAGCAAGUCGUUGCGCAACUGGAUGUACAGAGAGAAGAGUUUAAGCAGUUCCAAAUUGAGCUUGAGAGUCUUGAAAAAUCGCCGGCACCCGUGGAGGAACUGAAGAAGGAGAUUGGGUUCAUCAAGCGGGACAAAGCGAAAUUCGAGGAAAUUCUGCGUCGGUGUGAAUCGAAGAAGAGAAAACUGACCGACACCUUGACACGAGAGAAAACUGAGCUAGCCUAUUGCGUCUCCAACUUGGAAAAGCUGCAAUCAGAGGAACUGAGGCUCAUCGGAAUCGUCAAAGAACAGAAUCUAACACCAGAAGAAGUUGUUCGCAUGAAUACUGAACAUGAGACGCUCUCUCGUGAUCUUGAGACACUCAAGCACAAGAUCAACGAGACGAACCAGGUAGUCAUCAAGCUUGAAGUCUCUCUUACAAGAAAAGUCUCGGAUACCGAAGAAGCGUUGGACGCAUAUAGCAACCUGCUCUCCAAUCUAGGCCUCUUUCCUCCCCUCCCUCCGCCUCUGCAGGACAUGGACUUAAAUCUGGAUCUCAAUCCGGCAGCAUCCAAUCCUCUGAACCUGCUGUCGGGCGCGGAUAUCAGGAAAGUCGUCAAGCCCACGCUUAGCCGCGUAGCGGAGAUGAAGAGGGCGGAGCGCGCCAACGUGGAAAGCGAGCGGAUCAAAGUGGAUAACGAGGUCGACCAGCUGACACUGGAAUGCGAAAACAUGGACGAGGAAGUCGUGGAGAUCAGCAACAAGGUCAACGGACUGAACGAUCAAGCCGACGAAUUACGCGAGGCGGCACAACAGGAAGCAGUAGUUAGUAACGCGGAAACUGCGAGACUAGAACGAGAGUUAGCCCAAGCACGUACAGCUGCGAUGGCGAACGGAGUAGGGGUGAAAUCACGUUUGCAGGGACUUCAGAUUGCUUUUCGAGAACAAGUUGACAAAGUCAACCGGCUCAAGGACGAGACUACGCGCGCAAUCAUCAAGAACAGCAGUGAUAUUGUGCAGUUCAAGGAAGAAGUAUCAAAACAACUCAAGCAUCUACGGGACUUUGCAGAAGCGAAUUGAUAACUCCUCCUUGAACGGUUGUGUUAGUACCAUCGGAUGCCAAUCCGCCAUUAGUCAGUGCUUCCUCACGCAUCGUGCUGAGGUUAUACUAUUUAUCUUCUACAUGUGUGUUGAUUAUGCAGUCCUUGGCCAUCUCACCAGAGCCUUUUGUGCC